Molecule: messenger RNA, 1534 nt
Organism: Mizuhopecten yessoensis (Yesso scallop)
Lineage: Eukaryota; Metazoa; Mollusca; Bivalvia; Pectinida; Pectinidae
Product: probable phosphoglycerate kinase
Exons: 12
Coding region: 81-1328 (415 amino acids)
Biological process (GO): gluconeogenesis; glycolytic process
Cellular component (GO): cytosol
Molecular function (GO): ATP binding; ADP binding; phosphoglycerate kinase activity
Source: RefSeq, a predicted model, not a curated record
AGGAGAAAAGGGUAUACUCUGCCGGCAGUAUUUUUGUUUUUAGCGAAGCAUUUCAUUUUUUGUGAAGAAAAAGAAGAACAAUGGCUUUGAACAAAUUGCCAAUCAAUGCUUUGGAUUUAAAGAAUCAGAGGAUUUUAAUGCGAGUUGACUUCAAUGUUCCUUUGAAAGAUGGGAAAAUCACUAACACUCAAAGAAUUGUAGCAGCUUUGCCUACAGUAAAACAUGCUUUGGAGAAGGGAGCUAAAAGUGUUGUUUUGAUGAGUCAUCUUGGACGUCCUGAUGGUCGUCACCAGGAAAAAUACUCACUGGCUCCUGUUGCAGAGCAGCUAAAAACUCUACUCGGCAGGGAUGUCAAGUUCUUGUCGGAUUGUGUCGGUGCAGACGUGGAGGCCGCAUGCGCAGACCCUGCCCCAGGAUCAGUCAUCCUACUGGAGAAUCUGCGAUUCCAUGUGGAAGAAGAGGGCAAGGGCGUGGAUAAGGAAGGUGCUAAGGUGAAGGCUGGAAAGGAGGCUGUCGAUGCAUUUAGGGCCUCACUGUCUAAACUCGGAGAUAUUUAUGUAAACGAUGCUUUCGGCACUGCCCAUAGAGCACACAGUUCUAUGGUAGGUUGCCAGCUGUCAAAGAGAGCUUCAGGAUUUCUCCUUGCAAAAGAGCUCACCUAUUUCUCCAAGGCACUGGACAAUCCUGAAAGACCUUUCCUGGCCAUUCUUGGAGGGGCAAAGGUGGCAGACAAGCUCCAGCUGAUUGAGAAUAUGUUGGACAAGGUCAAUGAGAUGAUUGUGGGUGGUGGUAUGGCCUUCACCUUCCUCAAGGUCCUCAAAAACAUGGAGAUUGGGAACUCUCUGUUUGAUGAUGAGGGAUCUAAGAUUAUCCAGAAGCUGAUGGAUAAGGCGGCGGCCAAAGGUGUGAAGAUCCACCUCCCCGUAGACUUUGUGACGGGCGACAAGUUUGCAGAGGAUGCAGCCAUUGGUCAGGCUACUGUCGACACUGGAAUCCCUUCAGGACAUAUGGGGCUGGACAUAGGAGAAAAGUCGUCUAAAGAUUUCACUGAAGUUAUAGGAAGAGCUAAAACUAUCGUCUGGAACGGUCCCCCAGGUGUGUUUGAGUUCCCUAACUUCGCUGCCGGGACAAAAGCUGUUAUGGACGCGGUGGUGAAGGUAACAACAAGUGGGGCCACAACCAUCAUUGGUGGUGGCGACACAGCUACAUGUGCAGCCAAGUACGGUACGGAGGCCAAGGUCAGCCACGUCAGCACUGGAGGUGGAGCCAGUCUCGAACUGUUGGAAGGUAAAAACCUACCAGGUGUUGCUGCCCUAUCAGAUGCCUAGACUUCCUCUGUCCCUGUGUACAUUGAACUUUGACCUCUACAUGAUGAGAUUUGGCAAAACUUAGAAGCUAUACCAAGUGUAAGGUGGGAGAAAACUGCAAUGUUCUAUAGGUCGUCUAUUGGCCUAGUUGCUGCACUUUCCUGUGUUUGUGGUGGAUAUUGGACACUUCAAGAUGCUUGCAGACCUGGAGGUAUUAACCUCCAAAC